Messenger RNA from Microbotryum saponariae, 159 nucleotides. NCBI's taxonomy places the organism in Eukaryota, Fungi, Basidiomycota, Microbotryomycetes, Microbotryales, Microbotryaceae. The record is from the annotation of a GenBank genome assembly.
AUGGACGAUUCGGGUCGGACGAGGAACGUCGAUCUCGGCGGUUCGAGUAUGGGCGACAUGUUGUUGAAUUGGUGCUGCACGGCCCGAGUCAGGGAAGCGGCUGGGGGGGAUGCGAGAACCGAAUCCGAUUUUGAAGCCGCAAGUGCAGGUGGUGAUUGA